Molecule: messenger RNA, 2146 nt
Organism: Mercurialis annua (annual mercury)
Lineage: Eukaryota; Viridiplantae; Streptophyta; Magnoliopsida; Malpighiales; Euphorbiaceae
Product: primary amine oxidase-like
Exons: 5
Coding region: 1-2013 (670 amino acids)
Biological process (GO): amine metabolic process
Molecular function (GO): copper ion binding; quinone binding; primary methylamine oxidase activity
Source: RefSeq, a predicted model, not a curated record
AUGGCAUCGACAUAUUUCAAGUUACUCUUCAAUUUUAUUCUAUUCAUUUUCACCAUCUCUCCCACCUCAAGCCACCCUCUGGACCCUCUAACUCCCGAAGAGCUAACCCUAGUUCGAACCAUUGUGAUAGGCGCGACCUCAAACAACGACACAAUCUUCCAUUACGUAGCAUUAGACGAACCAGAUAAACCCCUGGUUCUGUACUGGCUAUCAAACCCUAUGUCCACACCUCCACCUCGACGAGCCCUAGCCAUCACCCGAGUCGACAAAGAAACGCACGAAUUUAUCGUCGACUUAUCGACACAGUCAAUUAUAUCCGACAAAUUAGUUUCCGACCAUCAUGGAUAUCCGACACUAACGCUCGAAGAAGAAACAGAAGUGUCGGAAUUGCCAUUUUCAUACGUUCCAUUUAUCGAAUCGAUGAAUCGGAGAGGACUCAACUUAUCUGCUGUGAUUUGUUCUCCUAAUACACUCGGUUGGUUCGGACAAGAAAAGACCAAACGGAAUGUGAAACUUCAGUGUUUUUAUUUAAAUAAUGGGUCCAUUAAUUAUUAUGCUUUUCCGAUCGACGGGAUAUGGAUGAUCGCUAAUCUUGAUAAAAUGAAGAUUGUGGAAUAUAGCGACAGGUACACAAAACCAAUUCCGAAAUCUGAAGGGACGGACUAUAGAUUUUCCGAGCAGAAGCCUCCGUUUGGUCCUCGCAUUAAUCGUGCGGCUAUCUGUCAACCUGAUGGACCUGGAAUUGAAAUCGAAGGCCAUAUGGUCAGAUGGGGUAAUUGGAAAUUCCAUGUAUCGUUUGAUGCACGAGCUGGUACAAUGAUAUCGACAGCAUUUAUAUAUGAUGAAGAAGCACAAAAGUCUCGCAGUGUAUUAUACAGAGGGUAUGUAUCAGAGGUAUUUGUACCUUAUAUGGAUCCAACAUUGGACAGAUUCUCCGAUACGUUCUUUGAUGCUGGAGAAUACGGUUUAGGUUACAAUGCAGUUUCAUUAGUAGCAUUGCUAGAUUGCCCCAACAAUGCAGUGUUCAUGGAUGGUUAUUAUGCAAGAUUUGAUGGUUUGCCUGUGAAAGUACCCAGAGCGAUUUGCUUAUUUGAAAGAUAUGCAGGAGAUAUCAUGUGGAGGCACACUGAAACAGGCAUUUCUUCGACAACAAUAAAUGAGGUUAGGCCUGAUAGAAGUUUGGUUGCAAGGAUGGUUAGUAGAGUUGGUAAUUAUGAUUAUGCAUUUGAUAAGGAAUUCAAGCUAACCGGUUCCAUCCACAUGGAGGUUAGUUUAACUGGAAUUUUAUAUAUGAAGGCAACAGAAUACACUAACAAUUGUCAGAUCGAAAAGGAAAUUUUUGGACCGUUAGUUUCAGAAAAUACAAUUGGGUCGAACCAUGAUCAUUUCUUCAUGUACCGGCUUGAUUUGGACAUUGAUGGAGUUCAAAAUUCCAUGGUAAAACGCCACUUAGUAACCAAAAGAAACCGAAAUUAUGAUACACCAAGGAAGAGCUAUUGGACCGUUGUUAGUAAAACAGCAAAAACCGAAUCGGACGCGAAAUUACAGUACGGCUUGGACCCGAUUCAGGUUCUGAUAGUUAACCCAAACGAGAAAACCAGACUUGGAAAUAGUCAUGGAUAUCGUUUGGCACCAGCAUCAAUAGUACACCCACUUCUAACCAGAGAUGAUUACCCUCAAAUUCGUGCGGCUUUCACAGAAAACGAUGUGUGGGUUACCCCGUAUAACAAGUCGGAAAAAUGGGCGUCGGGAUGGUAUGUUGAUCGGAGCCGUGGCCGGGAUACAUUAGCCGUCUGGACUCGCAGGGAUAGAGAGAUUCAUAACAAAGAUAUAGUUUUAUGGCAUCUUAUGGGGAUUCAUCAUGUUCCUAGCCAAGAAGAUUAUCCCAUAAUGCCAACUCUGAAGGCUCGCUUUGAGCUUCAUCCCAACAAUUAUUUUGAAAGAAACCCUGUCUUGAAGGUCAUUCCUCCUGAGCCCGUAACUCCGUGUAAUUGCACGGCAUCUCCGACCUAGUUUAUGAUUAGUGAAGUUUAUAAAAAGCAAAAUACUAGUAUAUUAGAUGAAAUUGCCAAAUAUAUCUUAGUUUAAAAAUUUGUAUCAGUUUAAACCAAUAGUUAUUUCAUUUGUAUAAAUUGUAUUCAAGUGA